Cotesia congregata is the source of this 903-nucleotide messenger RNA. NCBI's taxonomy places the organism in Eukaryota, Metazoa, Arthropoda, Insecta, Hymenoptera, Braconidae. The record is from the annotation of a GenBank genome assembly.
AUGGACGCCCAGGUAGGAGAGUCGUCGGCGUGCGCGACUGCACUGCUUUGCGGCGUAAAGGCCAACUACGAGACACUUGGGCUGGAUUCCUCGGCCAAGUUCGACAAUUGUCUGUCCAGCAAAACGGCAAGGGUGACGUCGAUCGUCGACUGGGCUCAACGAGAAGGCAAAUCCACGGGGAUGGUAACAACAACUCGUGUGACUCAUGCUACGCCGGCAGCGCUGUAUGCUCAUGCUUCAAGUCGUUACUGGGAAGAUGAUAGUAAAGUGCCUUCAGCAGCGCGGGCUUCUUGUAAAGAUAUCGCUCGACAACUUCUGGAAGAUGAACCAGGACGUAAUAUUAAUGUAAUACUGGGAGGAGGUAGAAGACAUUUUGUAUCAAAAGUAGCUCAAGACCCCGAAGAGCCAGAAAAAGAAGGCCGCCGACUUGACGGGAGAAAUUUAAUAACAGAGUGGACCAAGUACCACCAAAACAUGGCGGCGAAGUACGUGUACUCAAAAGAGCAAUUCGACGAAAUAGAUCCGGCGCGGGUCAAUUAUCUCUUGGGAUUAUUUGCUUACUCGCACAUGGAUUUUGACGUCGAUCGCAACACCACCGGAACCGGAGACCCAUCCCUCGCUGAAAUGACGAUCAAAGCGCUCAGGAUUCUCAAACGGAAUCCCAAAGGGUUUUUCUUGUUUGUUGAAGGUGGAAGGAUAGACCAUGCGCAUCAUUACAACAACGCUUACCGAGCCCUCGAUGAGACCCUUGCGAUGGAGGAAGCAGUUCGAGCGGUUAUGGAAGAAGUUGACCUCUCGGAGACGCUUCUGGUGGUCACGGCUGACCACUCCCACGUAUUGACUCUCGGCGGACUGGCUACGAUCCGUGGGAACCCAAUCUUCGAGCUUUCAAUAGCUUUCAAU